ACUGUCAAGUGUCAAGUAGCAAGACUACCAGAAGCUGCAAUCUGCAAAUUUUAACCUUCUCUUUCGUCCAAUAGAAUUACAGUACCUUGUUGCAGAGGCGGUUGGCACCAACUACUCCCCCAAGGAAAGAUCUUUCGUUUUUAUUCUCUCUUUGUUUUUGUUUUUUCACAAGAGUCUCACUUCGUCUUCUUGCUUCGAUUCAAAUUUCAACGCUCCAACCAACCUUGGCACCAUGAAGCAUGAUCAAGAACCGUUUCUGAUCAUGGAUGAAAAUUUAGUGGAUCAAUCACCAUUUCUUAAACUCGGGCGCUGGCAAUGGUGGCUUGUGGUGGCCAUCAAUAUUUUGUUCCUUGUUGUAGGCCAAGCUGCUGCAGUUCUUCUGGGGAGAUUUUAUUAUUUUCAAGGUGGAAAUAGUGAAUGGAUGGCAACUUUUGUGCAAACUGCUGGAUUUCCAAUCCUUCUCAUCCCUUUAUUUCUUCUUCAUCCAUCUCUCAAACUUGAAAUUUUGACGACUUCAACUUCUUCUUCCAUUAAAUUUGUUGCUUUGAUCUAUGUUUUUCUUGGAUUACUUGUAGCUGGUGACAGUAUGUUGUACUCCGUUGGGCUGUUGUACCUGUCAGCCUCCACUUAUUCCCUCAUUUGUUCCACCCAGUUAGCUUUCAAUGCUGUUUUUUCCUACUUCCUUAAUUCGCAGAAGAUGACUGCUUUAAUUCUAAACUCUGUGGGUAUCCUCUCGUUGUCGGCUGCUCUGAUUGCAGUGAAUGAAGAUUCGGAAAUACCGUCAGGAGUUUCCAAGGGGAAGUAUUUCCUCGGCUUCUUAUGCACCCUGGGAGCUUCAGCUGUUUGCUCCCUUUUACUCUCCCUUAUGCAACUUUCAUUUGAGAAGGUGUUAAGAAAGGAAACAUUUAGUGUGGUAUUGGAGAUGCAGAUUUAUACAUCACUUGUGGCGACUUGUGUUUCGACCGUGGGCCUGUUUGCGAGUGGGGAGUGGAAGGGGUUGCAGAAAGAGAUGGAGGGCUUCGACAGCGGGAGAGUUUCGUAUGUGCUGACUUUGGUUUGGACGGCCAUAAGUUGGCAAGUAUGUGCCGUUGGUGUGGUGGGGCUGAUUUUCACGGUGUCGUCGUUAUUCUCCAACAUAAUCAGUACAAUGUCGUUGGUGAUCACACCUCUGGCUGCUCUGAUAGUUUUCCAUGACAAGAUGAAUGCGGUGAAGGUAAUUGCUACACUUAUGGCACUAUGUGGUUUUUGCUCUUACAUUUAUCAAAAUUAUAUAGAUGAUGCAAAGGCAAGGAAAAUGGGAUCACAAUCACAUACUGAUGAUAUUGAGGAACCCCAUCAUGUAUAGUGAACACAUCCAACUGUCUGCCAUGGAACAUGGAUUUGGUAGUCUUCUAUCACUUACAUUCUCCUGAUUUGAGUAGAAAAAUGAAAAAGAAAACACUAUAAUUGUUACCAGGGAAGUCAAUCUCUGUUUUCGCUUUAGUCCUAGACACAAGAUUGUCAUCAGCCUUUGUAGUAGUAGGGUAGGCUUGUUCGGUGUGGGAUUAUGUAUUAUGUUUUCUGGUUUAAUUAGCAGUUAACAUGCUAGU
Molecule: messenger RNA, 1589 nt
Organism: Hibiscus syriacus
Lineage: Eukaryota; Viridiplantae; Streptophyta; Magnoliopsida; Malvales; Malvaceae
Product: probable purine permease 11
Exons: 2
Coding region: 233-1345 (370 amino acids)
Cellular component (GO): membrane
Molecular function (GO): purine nucleoside transmembrane transporter activity
Source: RefSeq, a predicted model, not a curated record